ACGGCGAGCGCGGCGGCCUCAGUGGGUGCGCGGCGGCGGCGGCGGCGGCGAAGAAGAAGGCGGGGGAGCGGCAGUCGGACGAGGCGGCGGGCGCGGCCGGAGGCGGGCGAGGCGCGGGCGGCGGCGGCGCGCGGGGCCGGCAGCGGCGGCGGCGGCGGCGGAGGGGCGGAAGAUGGCGGACGUGCUGAGCGUCCUGCGACAGUACAACAUCCAGAAGAAGGAGAUCGUGGUGAAGGGGGACGAAGUCAUCUUCGGCGAGUUCUCCUGGCCCAAGAACGUGAAGACCAACUACGUGGUGUGGGGGACCGGAAAGGAAGGCCAGCCCAGGGAGUACUACACGUUGGAUUCGAUCUUAUUUCUCCUCAAUAAUGUGCACCUUUCGCACCCUGUGUAUGUCCGACGUGCAGCCACUGAAAACAUUCCUGUGGUUAGAAGACCCGACCGAAAAGAUCUGCUUGGCUAUCUCAACGGUGAAGCAUCAACGUCGGCAAGUAUAGACCGGAGUGCCCCUCUAGAAAUCGGUCUUCAGCGAUCUACUCAAGUCAAACGAGCUGCAGAUGAAGUGUUAGCAGAAGCAAAGAAACCACGGAUUGAGGAUGAAGAGUGUGUGCGCCUCGAUAAGGAGAGAUUGGCUGCUCGCUUGGAGGGUCACAAAGAAGGGAUUGUACAGACGGAACAGAUUAGGUCUUUGUCUGAAGCUAUGUCGGUGGAAAAAAUUGCGGCAAUCAAAGCCAAAAUUAUGGCUAAGAAAAGAUCUACCAUCAAGACGGACUUAGACGAUGACAUAACUGCGCUGAAACAGAGGAGUUUUGUGGACGCUGAGGUAGACGUGACCCGGGACAUUGUCAGCAGAGAGCGCGUGUGGAGGACGCGGACAACGAUCCUCCAGAGCACGGGAAAGAACUUUUCCAAGAAUAUUUUUGCAAUUCUUCAGUCUGUGAAAGCCAGAGAAGAAGGGCGUGCACCUGAGCAGCGACCGGCCCCCAAUGCAGCACCUGUGGAUCCCACAUUGCGAACCAAACAGCCUAUCCCAGCUGCCUACAACAGAUACGACCAGGAAAGAUUCAAAGGGAAAGAAGAAACGGAAGGCUUCAAGAUUGACACGAUGGGCACCUACCACGGGAUGACGCUGAAGUCCGUGACGGAGGGUGCGUCAGCCCGUAAGACGCAGACUCCUGCAGCACAGCCAGUACCGAGACCAGUUUCUCAAGCAAGACCUCCUCCUAAUCAGAAGAAAGGUUCUCGCACACCCAUUAUCAUAAUCCCUGCCGCUACCACCUCCCUAAUCACCAUGCUCAACGCCAAGGACCUGCUGCAGGACCUCAAGUUUGUCCCAUCGGAUGAAAAGAAGAAGCAGGGCUGCCAGCGGGAAAACGAAACGCUGAUCCAGAGAAGGAAAGACCAGAUGCAGCCGGGCGGCACCGCGCUCAGCGUCACGGUGCCCUACCGCGUCGUAGACCAGCCCCUGAAACUCAUGCCUCAGGACUGGGACCGGGUCGUGGCCGUUUUCGUGCAGGGUCCUGCGUGGCAGUUCAAAGGGUGGCCAUGGCUUUUGCCUGAUGGAUCACCAGUUGACAUAUUUGCCAAAAUCAAAGCCUUCCAUCUCAAAUACGAUGAAGUCCGUCUAGACCCCAACGUGCAGAAGUGGGACGUCACCGUGCUGGAGCUCAGCUACCACAAGCGCCACCUGGACAGGCCGGUCUUCCUGCGCUUCUGGGAGACACUGGAUAGGUACAUGGUAAAGCAUAAAUCCCACUUGAGGUUCUGAAUUGCGUGGUCUCCCCGGCUGGAGAUCUGGGUGAAGAAGCAUGGCUAUACCUUCAUCUAAAGACUGAGUGUCUAUGAAUUCAUCCAACACUCACCAACGAAGAAGGUCACGGGCGAGCACACGAUCUCAUCCGAUGCUUUUGUCUUCAAAGGGAUCAUAUGAUGCCUGUCAUUCAUAGAAGCAAACUUUUUGGCCUACAACUAUUUUUUUAAUAUUAGCCUUCUAGUCUGUAAUGGAAAUUGUAUAUUUUGAUAGAAGUUUUUUCUCCAUUGGUUAAACUAGCAUUACUUAAAAUGUGUUUCUUUAGCAAAUGCAGGUUGUUCAUGUGUGUAUAUUUGGAGGUGAUGAGGCUCCAGGAGCCAUCUUGCUUCUGAUUUUUCAUUGCUCUAUAAUUCCUCGUACUGGAAAUGCUGUGUUAUGAAUGGUAUUAAAUAUUAGUUUCUGGAACUUGCAAAACCAAGCAAAGGGAUGUGACUAUUUUGAAUGAAUCAGAAUGUCAACCUGUAUGUAGACCAUAUCUAUACUUAGUCUUUAUUUAAAAAGGAAUAAUGAAAAAUCAAGAACACUUCUUCAGCUUUGGUUGAACUACUUAGCCUUUUCGAGACUUCUUUACUUAUAUUGAAUACAUUGAAUGAAUGUA
This is a messenger RNA of Eptesicus fuscus (big brown bat), 2408 nucleotides long. RefSeq names its product cell division cycle 73 (gene CDC73). Lineage: Eukaryota; Metazoa; Chordata; Mammalia; Chiroptera; Vespertilionidae. Gene Ontology annotation, biological process: positive regulation of transcription elongation by RNA polymerase II; transcription elongation by RNA polymerase II. Gene Ontology annotation, molecular function: RNA polymerase II complex binding. The coding region runs from base 173 to 1768 and encodes 531 amino acids. The transcript is spliced from 17 exons. Gene Ontology annotation, cellular component: Cdc73/Paf1 complex. The record is from RefSeq and is a predicted model, not a curated record.